CUGUUUCCUUACAUCCCUUUCUCUAUCUCAAUUCUCAGCCCUAGUAAAACCGUUUCUUUCCCCCUAAACACACACACACACACACAUUUCUUUCCCCAACCUUGCUCUCGUAAUCUCCAACGUCCUAAGAAGAAACUUUCCUUAAUACUUUGUCCGAGAUGGAGCCCGGAAAACACUCCAAUUCAGACACUAAUUCUUCAGAUCAAAACGAUCAUCAUCAGCCGGAGAAAUCAGCCGACGAUGGCACCGGCGUAGGCCGAUCCUACGAGUGCACUUUCUGCAAGCGCGGCUUCACUAACGCGCAAGCUUUGGGAGGCCACAUGAACAUCCACAGGAAAGACAAGGCAAAAGCGAAGCAGAAAAACAUAGAGGAGCCCUCCAAUUUUCAGAGCAUUAAACACAACGAAAACUUCGCGAAUUUGAGGUAUUUUCCUCAAACAGACCAUCAGCAGCAGCGAACAGGCUAUUACAGGGACGUAAGAUCCGGGCAGGUGAACUAUCAAGUCUACUUGCCAUCAUCAAACCCUAGUUUUCAGACAGGGAACUAUUUCCCUUUUUGGAGGGCCGAAGGUUUUGAUGAGAGUCGUGGGGAUGCAGACCUGAGCCUGAGGAUUGGAGCUCCGGAACCCGUUGAAGGCGGGAACGGAGAGGGGAAUAUGAAGGAAAAUGAAGUGGAUUUGGAGCUCCGUCUUGGGCAUGACCCGUGAUGUGAUGAUCAGGAGAAGCUGUAAGCUGUGCAUGUACAGAAAGUGAGUUUAUGUAUACGGUAUAUCUUGAUUGUUUCUUUGAAUUAAUUUGGAAUUUACACCAAAAUGUUGUUAAUUUAGACUAUAAGAAAUUUGAUUGUUAUUAAUUGAUUCGUUUAAUAUUUAUUAACGGAGAGGAAAAUUAUAUAGGAUAAAGGGAGAAUGAAGUAGUAAUUAUACAUUAUAAUUAUUACUCUUGAUCAUCCCCAUUUUCAUUAAAGAACUUCAAGCUA
This is a messenger RNA of Sesamum indicum (sesame), 979 nucleotides long. RefSeq names its product C2H2 and C2HC zinc fingers superfamily protein. Lineage: Eukaryota; Viridiplantae; Streptophyta; Magnoliopsida; Lamiales; Pedaliaceae. The record is from RefSeq and is a predicted model, not a curated record.